UCAAGGCAAGCGGCGGGUCAGGCUUAAGAUGGCGGUGGCGGCCACGAUGGCGGCGACCGGUUGGAAGACGCUGAGCUGGGACAUUCCACCCCAAAAUGGUCACGAUGUGUAUUUCUCACGGGAACUUUAUGAGAAGUACUCUCUGGCUCCAACCCUCUCCGAGCUAAUGUCAUUAUCGAAAAGGCAUGCAGAGACCAAGGCUGGUGCGUCAACCUCCAGGCAAGAAAAGCAGCAGCCUGGGCAACAGACCACAGUUAAAGCGGAGCCUUCCGUGGCGCCUUGUCAGGAGCCAAGGGUCCCCUACCCUUAUGUUUCUAGCUUGUCUGAGAAAGAGCAAAGGAGAUACUUAUUUCUUUUGUCUGAAUAUUUAAAUGCUGAUCCCAGCCUCUUGCCCUGGUCGCGGCAAAGAAAUUACGCACAAUAUCUGCAAAUGAAGGAAUUUGUGAGCAAAGAAGUAGCAGAAUUCUUGAAAUUUGCCCAGAAUGCUGCUAGAAGUUGUUCUAAAGAUUACAGUGACAUCUCUGAAGACGCAUUAGUUUAUACCAAGGAUUUUUUGAGAGCUCGCAUUGGUUACGUGAAGAGGUGUCCUGAAUGGUAUUCUCUGCAUGAAGUUACCAGCAUCCUGGGAGGACGGUUUAGCAGAGAGCUGACCCUGAAGUUUGAAAAAAGUCUUCUUGCCUUGGGAACAGCGCACCUUGUGAAGCGGUACUUUCCAAAACUACCUGCGUCAAUUCUUUUACCUGCUGAUCAACCUAAGCGUGAAUUAGACUGUGGCACUCCAAGGGACCGAGCUGCCAGGCUGCACACGGAUGUUAGCACUGACCCAAAUGCUGAAAAACUGGCUGCAAAAUACUGUCCUCAGGUGGUGCUGACCGGUGAAUCCCUCUAUACUCUCUUGAACAAUCACGGUCUGGAUUAUAAGCAGCAGUGGGAACUUCCUGUUUCGGUAAAAAUAGUUUCUCUUGCGGGUCUCAAACCAGUCAAAGUGGCCUACAUUGACCCUCCUCUCCCUAAGAAGGAGAUGACCGUGAGAGAAAAGAACCAGGUUUUUCACGAAUUCCUGGCAGAUGUUCACAUGACAAAGCAAUCUAGUGUCGUAGCCCGGGCUGUAAUACUAGACAAGCCAUCAGAAGAGCUGCCAGGAGCAGAGCUUAAAGCGUGCCAAGGCAGACCAAUGCAAGAAUCCGUUUCUGCAGAUCUGGACUUUGACACGGACGUCACAGAACUUGAAAGCUUUGCCUCUCAAGCUGAGAUUGCUCCAGCAAAGCCAGCCGGAUUGUCUGCAGUCUUGUCGGAGUAUCUGAAAAUGGAAAAGGAGUCCGAGUGGGCCGUGAACAGUAGUGCUGGUGAAGGAAAGAGCAGAGCAAAGGAACAGAGAACAGCUUUUAGUAGCGGGAAGACCUCACCCUUGGGGAGUGAUCUCCCAGAUUGGGAUAGGGAGGAAAACUCAUCAGGUAAAGGUUUUAAGCCGAUGGAAACUGACUCAGAUGGUGGAAGUGUUGCUUUGGCCAAAGAAAAAAACCUGGGACAUGAUACCUUGAUCACUUCUUCAGAUAAAAAUAAUAUCAGUGGAGGAACUGGCGCAGCUGAAGACGACAGAUCGCCUGCCCCGUCCUGCUGCAGUGACGCUGAUGAAGAACCUUUGAUCAUCGACGCAGAAUGUGAAACUGGCAUUGUGCCUGAAUCUUGUGUGGUCACUUCUGACCACAGCCCAGAAGGAUUUGCCCCUCCUUCGCCCAGCCCCGGCCAGGCCCUGUCAGGAAAGCCAGCCGAUUCUUCAGACAUCCAGGAAACAAAUGCUCCCUGCAAACUUCGUCGACGAUUGUCCCAAAAAAUUGAUCCCGUGGGGCAGAUUUUGAAAAUGCAAACUGAACUCCUAAAGCCCCCUUCUCCAAAUUGUCAGGGGCAGCUGCAGAUAACCAGUGAAAGGAGUUUGAAUCCUACCCAAAGCCAGGGGGAUUCCCAUUCCACCCCCUUGGCAUCUUCUUCAGCUGUGGAGCCUGGACAAAAUACUUUAAUGAAUACAGGGAACUCCUCCAAGUUCACCUGGGCCUCCUGUUACCAGGGGCCUCAGAAAGGGGUGCUGUGGGAUGCAGUUGAAGAUGGGGCAGACUAUGAACCUCCUCAGCAUGGCAACCUGGUCUACAAAUUGUUCAGCUUGGAGGACAUGCUGCUGUUGGUGCGCACCACCAUACAGAAAGUCGAGUUAAGACCGCAUCAGAAGAAGGCGAAAUUCAGGAGGCACUUUCCAGUUUACGUGUUGCCAAAGUUAGAAUACCAGGCCUUCUACGGAGUAGAAACGUUAACUGAAGAUGAAGUAUGUCGACUGUGGACAGAAAGUUUGUUACAUUCCAACAGUUCAUUCACAGUGGUCCAGACUGUGGUGUCUCCUGCUUCGGCGUUUCUUCCUUUCCAUUUUGAACCUACCUGGUGGUGUCCCCUCCUUUAGGUCACAUCGACG
Python bivittatus (Burmese python) is the source of this 2461-nucleotide messenger RNA. It is a transcript of the gene ICE2, whose product is annotated as interactor of little elongation complex ELL subunit 2. Gene Ontology annotation, cellular component: transcription elongation factor complex. Gene Ontology annotation, biological process: positive regulation of transcription by RNA polymerase III; snRNA transcription by RNA polymerase II; snRNA transcription by RNA polymerase III. Lineage: Eukaryota; Metazoa; Chordata; Lepidosauria; Squamata; Pythonidae. The record is from RefSeq and is a predicted model, not a curated record.